This is a messenger RNA of Suricata suricatta (meerkat), 2767 nucleotides long. RefSeq names its product perforin 1 (gene PRF1). The coding region runs from base 163 to 1830 and encodes 555 amino acids. NCBI's taxonomy places the organism in Eukaryota, Metazoa, Chordata, Mammalia, Carnivora, Herpestidae. Gene Ontology annotation, molecular function: pore-forming activity; calcium ion binding. The transcript has 3 exons. Gene Ontology annotation, biological process: leukocyte mediated cytotoxicity. The record is from RefSeq and is a predicted model, not a curated record.
UCGUGUGGUGAGCCUUCCUGGGGGCUGACGCCACCAUUUCAGGAGCCUCUCUGGGCGGAGAGAGUGUCUGAGCAGGAGCAUCUCAACACAGGACUCCAGUGCGUCCUCCAUACCUCUGCCCCCAGCUUCCAGAAGCCCAGACGCCCCGGUCUCCACAGCUCCAUGGGUUCCUAUGUGCUCCUCCCGGGCCUCCUUCUCCUGCUGCUGCCCACGCCGGCCCCAGCCCCCUGCCACACGGCCACCCGCUCCGAGUGUCGGCGCAACCAUCUGGUUGUGCCCGGCUCAGCGCUGGCUGGGGAGGGCGUGGACGUGACCAGUCUCCGGCGUUCAGGCUCCUUCCCAGUGGACACAGAGACCUUCCUGCGGCCCGAUGGCACCUGUACCCUCUGCCACAAUGUCCUGAAGGAGGGCGCCCUUCAGCGCCUGCCUCUGGCGCUGACCGACUGGCGCGCCCAAGGCUCAGGCUGCCGGCGCCAAGUGGUCAGGGCCAAGGCCGGUUCCACUGAGGCUGUGGCCAGACAAGCAGCCAGCAACAUCCGCAACGACUGGCGAGUGGGGCUGGACGUGUCCCCCAAGCCCAGUGCCAAUGUGCACGUGACCAUGGCCGGCUCGCACUCUGACGCGGCCAACUUCGCUGCCCAGAAGACCUACCAGGACCAGUACAGCUUCAGCAUGGACUUGGUGGAAUGUCGCUUUUACAGUUUUCAUCUGGUACACUCUCCCCCACUGCACCCCGAUUUCCAGAAGGUCAUCAGAGACCUGCCCCCCCACUUCAACACCUCCACCGAGGCCCACUACCUCAGACUCAUCUCCAACUACGGCACCCACUUCAUCCGGUCCAUGGAGCUGGGCGGCCGGGUCUCGGCCCUCACUGCCCUUCGCACCUGUGAGCUGGCCCUGGACGGGCUCAGGGACAAAGAGGUGGAGGACUGCCUGAUGGUGGAGGCCCAGGUCAGCAUAAGCGGCCAUGCUGCCUCUUCGGCAGAAUACAAGAACUGCGAGGACAAGAAGAAGCACCACAAGAUAACCACCUCCUUCCACCAGACCUAUCGGGAACGCUUUUCCGACAUAGUCGGCGGUCACCACACCUCCGUGAGCGACCUGCUGUUUGGGAACCAGGCCGGGCCUGAGCAGUUCUCAGCCUGGGUGGCCUCCCUGCUGGACAGCCCCGGCCUGGUGGCCUACUCUCUGGAGCCUCUUCACGUGCUCCUGCACAGCCAGGACCCGCGGCGGGAGGCCCUGAGACAGGCCGUGAGCAAGUACGUGAUGGACAGGGCCCGCUGGAAGAACUGCAGCAGGCCCUGCCCGCUGGGGCAGAGGAAGAGCCCUCACGACCCAUGCCAGUGUGUCUGCCACAACUCGGCGGUGACCAACCAGGACUGCUGUCCCCGGCAGAGGGGCCUGGCCCACUUGGAGGUCAUGAACUUCCAGGCGUCGGGCCUGUGGGGGGACAGCUUCUCGGGUACGGACGCCUACCUGAAGGUCUUCUUUGGAGACCAGCAGCUGCGAGUGGACACCGUGUGGAAUGAUAACAACCCCAGGUGGAUGACGCGGCUGGACUUCGGGGACGUGCUCCUGUCCACGGGGGGGCCCCUGAGGGUGCAGGUGUGGGACCAAGACCACGGCUGGGACGAUGACCUGCUGGGCACCUGUGACCAGAACCCCAGGUCCGGCCUGCACGAGGUCAAAUGCAACCUGAACCACGGCCACCUGAGGUUCUCCUACCACGCCAAGUGCCUGUCUCACCUGACGGGGGCAACCUGCCUGGAGUACGCCCCCCAUGGCCUUCUCGGGGAGCUUCCCGGAAACCGGAGCGGGCCAGUGUGGUGAGAACAGCCAGUCUGGAGCGGGUGCAUGUGCCUGGCCGGAAGGGGCUCUCACGGACGCAGGCAGGACCGAUGCUUAUAUACCCAUUAGCUGGAAGACUGAGGCUUACUUCCGCCCCUCGCCGCCCCCCACCACGAAGUGACUGAAUUCACAGGCUGGCCCUGAGUCUCCUGUCCAAACUGCCUUCACUCCCUGAUCUUCUCGAGCCCUGGAAAUGAGCUGGGGCCAGGCCACCACUUGGGUCAGGAGCCGGCUGGGAGACUUCCCCGCAGGCUGCGUGGUAUCAUUGAACGCCUUUUCCUCUCGGCCCUGUUGGCGCACUGAAUUCCUCACCCUGUCGCGUCUGACCCUGCUCGCCCCAGCUGCUCUCCUCGCUCUGUCAUCUUUACGCACCAAGCAUUGCCCCCUCACACAUCAAGGGCUAUCUGGACCUGCCUCAUGUGUGCACAGCCGGACAGAGGACUAAUGGACGUGAUGUGACAUUGACCAGGAUGGUGAUGGCUGCGGCAGAGGAGCAAACCGGGACCAAACGCAGCCCUAGAGACCAACUUCCACAUCUGCAACCUUACAGGACAGGUGGCUCGCCCUGGGGUGGGUUUGCAAAAGGGCUGGAAAUGGGGGGACCCAAAAUAUUUUGCUUCCCUCAUAACUUUUAAUUCAAGAAACAGCAGCAUGAGCUCAGUGAUCAGAGGCAACAGACACUCAGGUCCCGGCCGGGUGGCAUCGGGAAGCGGUGAGGACCAGGCAGAACUGAAGAGCACAUGCUUUACCUAAAGGGGACCUGUGGCUCUGUGCUCACCAAGGGAAUGUGAGUCCCGGGCUGACAGGGCCCUCCGGUUUCUGAAAGUGACCAAAAACCCCACCUUGACUUCUUUGAUUGUGGGCAAUGCAUUUCUCUUUGUAAAAAUAAACCUGUGUGGCCAAGCGUGGUGCGCAGUGA